AUGCAUAGCGUCACUAGAUUCCUGAUUGGGCUUUCGGCCCUUUUGCCUGCACUGGCAACGCCUACAGGACAUACCAAGAACUGUGUCCAGCUCCAAAUUCCCGUGACAGCGUCAGCCAACAAUACCCGUUACAACUCUGUCAAAGUCGAAAGCAACAUCGACCUCGUAGACUUUGUCUGGGACACUUCGACCUGGUCACACACCAACAGGAGUACAGAAGUCCUUCCUGUUCACGGGACUUAUUCCAUCAGUGCUCAACUCUGCAUUCCCGCCAAUGGCAAGAAGUCGCAUGUUUUACAGAUUGCGACCCAUGGGCUUGGCUUUGACAAGAGAUACUGGGAUCCUGAGCUCAAGCCUGAGGAAUACUCCUAUGUCGAUGCUGCUCUUUCGAAAGGUUACUCCAUCCUUACUUAUGAUCGUCUUGGAACCGGCAAGUCCACUAAAGCCGACGGGUAUAGCGAGGUCCAGCUUGGGUUACAGGUCGCAAUCCUGAAAGAACUCACUGUUCUUGCACGGGACGGAAAGCUUCUGGCAUCAUCCAAAGUUCUGGGCAAGGGCCCUGAGAAGUCCUUUAACAGUUACAAACCCAAGAAGGUCGUUCACGUAGGACACUCCCUUGGCUCCGCCACCACAAGUGGUCUCCUCUCUCUCCAUGGCAAUGUCAGCGAUGGCGCUAUCCUGACUGGCUUUCUUCCCAACAACCAGAGUGGCAAAGUCGGUGCUAAUGCGUUCGGCUUUGAGUUUGCGCGACAGCACGAUCCCAGGCGUUUUGGCGACCGUCCUGCUGGAUAUGCCGUCCAAGCUAGUUUGAGCAGCAUCCAGCAAAUCUUUCUCAAGAAAGGAUCCUUUGAAGUCGAGGCGCUUGAGUAUGCUGAGAAGAUCAAGCAGACAGCGUCUCAUAUCGGUGUACACUUGCAGCCCGGUACAGGCCAUGGUCUCACUCUUUCGACUAAUGCUACGGCGGGUUAUGAGGUCAUGCUUGCCUACUUGGGCUCUCAAGGUUUCUAG
Molecule: messenger RNA, 1008 nt
Organism: Fusarium oxysporum Fo47
Lineage: Eukaryota; Fungi; Ascomycota; Sordariomycetes; Hypocreales; Nectriaceae
Exons: 3
Coding region: 1-1008 (335 amino acids)
Source: RefSeq, a predicted model, not a curated record